CACUCGAUUCAAAGGAAAAGAAGUGGCGGGCUGGGUGGCCAAAGUCUGGCUUCCUGGAUACCGGAUUCAUAUUUUUGGAGGAGGAAGUGGCGAGGUGUGUGGGAGCUGGCAACCGCCAACACCUUCAACGGAUUAUGAGACAUUCUUCAUCCAAAUGGGAAUAUAAUAAGAUUCUAUCAGUCGGCAUCCUAAUGACAGCAGACCUUGUACACCAAUUUAGACCCCGGAAUGGCGAGGACGACACGAAAAGACGCUUGGUUUAACCCCCCCUUUCUUCGGGAGGAUUAUGAGACAUUCUUCAUCCAAAUGGGAAUAUAACAAGAUUCUAUCACUUGGCAUCCUAAUGACAGCAGACCUUGUACAACUAUCCAUGAGCCCUGAUUUUCCUCACUACAGUUUCAGGAUGCCAAAUAUAGGGUUUCAGAACCUGCCCCUUAAUAUCUACAUUGUUGUGUUUGGGACGGCUAUCUUUGUCUUCAUCCUAAGCCUCCUCUUCUGCUGCUACUUAAUAAGGUUACGACACCAGGCACACAAAGAGCUCUAUGCAUACAAACAAGUCAUUCAGAAGGAAAAGGUCAAAGAGUUAAAUUUGCAUGAGAUAUGUGCGGUGUGCUUGGAGGAGUUCAAACAGAAAGACGAGUUGGGGAUUUGUCCGUGCAAACACGCAUUUCAUAGAAAGUGCCUCAUUAAGUGGCUGGAGGUGAGGAAGGUGUGCCCGCUGUGCAAUAUGCCCGUUUUACAGCUGGCCCAGCAGGCCGGCACCACAGAAGCGCCUGUGCCAAUCCAGCAGCCUCUGCCCGGCAUCGAAAACCUGGUCUAGUAGACUGAAAGCCAACAUGAUGGUGACAUGAUACACACACGUACAUGAACACUGACAGCUGUACAGGUCCACUUUGUUGGGACAAACACUCUGAGCCAACUUCUCUUAAUCUUCACACCGGCUCAUAGAAGGAUCUUUCUCAUACCCGCUGCGACUGGACUUACUUUUCUUGCUCUUCAUGGACAUGGAAGGAAAGUUGAUGUUUUUUUCCCCGCCCACUCAACAUCACACAUGGUCUUCUCACAACCAAAUAACUUUUUUGAGGACACCAGCUGAAGAGCAGAAAAGAAGAAAAGCAAAACAGCCAUGAGCUACAAUACAUAAUCAAAUAAUUUUUUAUUUUAUUUUAUUGUAUUUUAUUUUAACAAGCACUUUACGAGAAAUCAAGACUUUAUUGCUUGUAGUAGCAAGGUAUUUUUUUAAAUAUCUUAUUAGCUAUUACUUCCGUCUUCAAUAUUUAGCCACCUGUAAACACUGACUGCUAUGAUAACAAAUCUUACAAGGGACAAACUAACACUUGCUUUGAAGGAAACUCAUCUCGGGAACUUAAAGGGGACUUAUGAUAGUUGUAAUCUAUAUUAAAAACACUUACCUGUCUAACGCAGGAAUCUUUGGACACCUCACAAUUCAAUUCAGAAUCGAUUCUCUAUUCAACACGAUUCUUGAUUCAAACCGAUCCUCGCAAUGUAUUAUUUGGUAUAGUAAUCUUUAUUUUUUUUUGUCCUGUCCAGCUUCUCAGGCAAAUCAUAUUGUUGAUGCAGAUGCCCAUAUCGGCUGUUCAGAUUUACUUUACAAAAGAGAAGUGUAGGAUACUUCUCUUGUUGCCGUAUUUGUAUUUGACUUUAUUAAAUGUAUUUAUAUUAUCAUUUGGUGCAGCCGGGCCGUAGCAGGAGGGGAUAGAAAGAGGAAAAAAAGGAAGACAGAGGGGGAAAUUGUGGGGACAAGAGGGGAUUAGACAAAGAGACAAAAACAACAACAGCAAACAAAACAAUAACAACAACAACAACAACAAUAGAGCAACAUCAGCAAAUAGGAUAUGUACAAAUAUGAUGGUAAAAGUGAUGGCAAAGAAGCAGUUAGCGAAAUAAAUAAUAAUACAGAAAUGACAAUGAGCAUUUUUACACUACAAAUGGAGCAUUACAAAUACCUUGGUAUAGUAAUUAUAAUAAAAGCUUUUCAAAACAGGUUACAGGUUACAAAACCUCCUUUUGGUUGCUGACUAAUUACUUAUACGCGUAGUAAGUAAACAUGAAGAUGGCCUAAAAGAUAUAUUUUUAAUAAUUGAUUUUUUUUUUUAAAUGUAUUAAUACAAAAAAAAAAGAUUUAAAACAAUUCUAAAUCAAUUCCUUCAUAAAAUAGAUAAACCUCUGUAAUAAAUGUAAAUAUUGCUAAAAAGAAAAUUGGUUUUGUUUAAUAAAAUUCUACCCAAACAUUUAGAAAUUCAAAUACAAAUAAAGCAACAAGCAUAGUAUCUCAGACUUCUCUUUUCUAAAGUAAAUUUGUACAUCUACAGCAACAAUGUGAUUUGCCUGAGUUGCUGGACAGACAGAUUAAAAAAUAAAGAUUUUUAUGUUUUUUUAAAUGAUUAAGAAUCAUUACAAAAAAGAUUUGCGAUUCAUUCGAAAAUCUUUUUUUUGUUUUUUACACCUGUCGUUCACACACAGGCGUAUUUGGCUCGAUUUAAAAGUUUGCGGAUCAAAAAGUUUGCUAAUAAAGAGGUCUUUUUAGUAACUGUUUAACGGCCAGUCCAAAUUUGUUCUGGCCAAUGUGUGACGUCACAAAUGGCCUGGUUUAAAAACAAUGUUUAAAAGCAUCCAAAACCGCACAAAUGCAUGAAAGGUAUGAUUUUGGCCUCAUUUAACAACAUUGUAACAUUAAGUAAAUCAUCAUAGGUCCUCUUUAAACUCAUUUUUGACGUGAAUGAAUGACACACAACCAGCUUCAUCUGUUUAUUUCUAUUUAUUUUUAUUUUUUUAACUAUUGUACUUCCUCAUACAGUGGCUGAGUCGCUUUUAUUUUCUCAACAGCAGGGCGAACCACGGGUAAAGAGACUUUUUUUUGUUUGUUUUUUCUUCAAAUCAUUCAUUCCGAGAAGCUGCAUCUCUCUACGCAGCAGCACAUUUUCAAACCCCACUGUGAACUCCAGCUUUACAGAUGCCACGUCUGCUCUGUUUUGUCUGUUUGAGGUGCUUCGUUUAUUUAGUCAGGUGGACGACGCGCUGGGCGAUUAUUCGGGGCGUGGCGUCUGUUAAAGCGGUGGCCACGCUUUGAGGACAUACAGUAUGUGUUUUGAUUGAAGGACUUAAUUACGUUGUCUGACUGCUUUAAAAAAUAGCUUCAGCACAGUCAUAAGCACAAUUUUGACUUACAAGUUGAUAUAAUGUGAAUAUUUAAACCAGUAUUAAAGAUGAACUCGGGUUUAAGAAACAGUAAAAAAAAAAUGGGAUGUGCUUCAAGCCAUAAAUGAGACCUGCAUACCAACUAAAAAUGUAUUCAUAGUGUAAUUUAGUUGUUAAUUUAUAGUUAAUUACUUUGGUACAUGUUAUGCACCCAAUGAUUGAAUUAAAACUAGCACAUUAGCUAAGACGACCUCUGCUUGAGUCAGCGCCCACUGGUUAUAAUGAAGCGGCAUUUCCAUUCACACACACACCACGCACAGACUCGUUCCUCUUUUAAAGGGUGCAGCAUUCUAGAGUGUUCGCCUCUCGUUCUCUUUAUCUAUGGUACUUUUUGUUUGGGCCUCUAUGCGCUGCUUUUUGUUUUGUUUGGUUAGUUGCUCUCACGAAAAGUGCUGACCUGUUAUGUGAGCAGCCGCAUGUCAGCAACAACAACAAAUAUACAGUAUAAAUAGCCUGUAUUAAAAAGGUUGCUCCACACUGACAAGUGCGAGACAAACUUCGGUUGUCUAGCCACUGACACCAUUUUUCAAGGCAGAAUCUGUAAAGUACACAAAGAUGAAGACAAACACACACACAGAACAACUUGUGGUUAUCACUAGGGAUGUCCGAUAAUAUCGGACUGCUGAUACUAUCGGCCGAUAAAUGCUUUAAAAUGUAAUAUCGGUAACUAUCGUAUCGGUUUCAAAAUUAUCGGUAUCGGUUUCAAAAAGUAAAAUGUAUGACUUUUUAAAACUCCGCUGUGUACACGGACGUAGGGAGAAGUACAGAGCCUUAAAGGCACUGCCUUUGCGUGCUGGCCCAGUCACAUAAUAUCUACGGCUUUUUACACACACAAGUGAAUGCAAAGCAUACUUGGUCAACAGCCAUACAGGUCACACUGAGGGUGACCGUAUAAACAACUUUAACACCGUUACAAAUAUGCGCCACACUGUGAAUCCACACCAAACAAGAAUGACAAACACAUUUCGGGAGAACAUCCGCACCGUAACACAACAUAAACACAACAGAACAAAUACCCAGAACCUCUUGCAGUACUAACUCUUCCGGGACGCUACAAUAUACACCCCGUGCAACCCCCUACCACCCCACCUCAACCCCACCCCCCAACCCCGCCCACCUCACCCUCCUCAUGCUCUCUCAGGGAGAGCAUGUCCCAAAUUCCAAGCUGCUAUUUUGAGGCAUGUUAAAAAAAAAUAAUGCACUUUGUGACUUCAAUAAUAAAUAUGGCAGUGCCAUGUUGGCAUUUUUUUCCAUAACUUGAGUUGAUUUAUUUUGGAAAACCUUGUUACAUUGUUUAAUGCAUCCAGCGGGGCAUCACAACAAAAUUAGGCAUAAUAAUGUGUUAAUUCCACGACUGUAUAUAUCGGUAUCGGUUGAUAUCGGAAUCGGUAAUUAAGAUUUGGACAAUAUCGGAAUAUCGGAUAUCGGCAAAAAAGCCAUUAUCGGACAUCUCUAGUUAUCACUGAUAGUUUUUUCUGUGUUUGAACAAAAAAAUUUUGUAUUAGCACUUCUUUUUUUUUUAUUAUCAUGUGGUUUAUUGCAUUUCUGAGUAUUCACGUGCAAAUGGUAACACCUUGUUUCUGGUACGGUAAACCUUGGUUUAUCGCUGUUAAUUGGUUUCGGGCCUAACCGUGGUAGAUUCAUUUCCGCAAAGUAGGAAAGCAUCGACUAUUUUCAUAGCCAGAGCAUUAAAAAAAAUGGCUUCGGACCUUUUAAUUAUUUUAAAGAGCCCUCUCGACAUAUAAUAACACCCACAUCAUCAUCAUUACACUCUUUUAAUCCAAUAUACCGUAUUUUUCGGAGUAUAAGUCGCUCCGGAGUAUAAGUCGCACCGGCCGAAAAUGCAUAAUAAAGAAGGAAAAAAACAUAUAUAAGUCACACUGGAGUAUAAGUCGCUAUUUUGGGGGAAGUUUAUUUGAUAAAACCCAACACCAAGAAUAGACAUUUGAAAGGCAAUUUAAAAUAAAUAAAAAAUAGUGAACAACAGGCUGAAUAAGUGUACGUUAUAUGACGCAUUAAUAACCAACUUCGAACGUGCCUGGUAUGUUAACGUAACAUAUUAUGGUAAGAGUCAUUCAAAUAACUAUAACAUAUAGAACAUGCUAUACGUUUACCAAACAAUCUGUCACUCCUAAUCGCUAAAUCCCAUGAAAUCUUAUAUGUCUAGUCUCUUACGUGAAUGAGCUAAAUAAUAUUAUUUGAUAUUUUACGGUAAUGUGUUAAUAAUUUCACACAUAAGUCGCUCCUGAGUAUAAGUCGCUAUGAAAAAAACUGCGACUUAUAGUCCGAAAAAUACGGUAGUAAUGUGUCCUGAGGCUGAGCCAAUCAUUAGCCACGAUACUGAACAGCGCACUCUGAUUGGUUUGGUUUCAUCUAGUGGCCAAUACUACUAUAGUAUUGCCAUUCUUUAGUUCUUUUAGCCAUUUUAUGCUUGAAAAUUGAUCAUUUAGGCCAAAAAUGCGUAGAAUAAGCUUUAAAAAAAAAAAAAAGACGCAAACGUUGAAGUGACUGUAGAUUAAAAUUUCAAUUACAUUUGUAUCAAAUACCUAAAAACGCCAUAAAUCGCCCAUGUUUGAGUGGUGUAUAAUUUAGGAUAAUACAAAAUUUACCAGAAUCUUUUCUGUGUCGCUGGUUGACCUUCGAGUUGUUCUAAUUUCAUAAACUUAAAAUUAUUUUAAUUUGUUAUAUAGUUGGCAUUAUCAUAUUAUAGUUGUAUAGCCUCUGAAUGACUUAAUGGACUGACUAAAACAAGUAAUAUAUUACUACAAUAUACCUCCUGUAUGAAAAAACAUUUUCAAAUAUGUAUUUUCUUUCCAGACGCACCAUCACAACAUCGCAGCGGCCUCCCAGAGCGCACCUUCAACGUACUAAAAAUAGAUUGUUGUCUAUAUCAGGGGUUAUUAACCUUUUUGACCUCGGGGCCCAACUUUUCCACCACAUAACGCUGAUUUAAUAGUCUUACUCUUGAUUUCAAUCAUAUUCAAUUACUAUAUCUAACCUAAUUACGGUUUAACCUGACAACGCUUGUAUGUGUUAAUCACAACGUCUAUUAUUUAUUUAACACAUAAACCUUAGGCUUAGGUCAGGCUGAUUAGCGAAAAAAGUACUUAAGAAGGGAUUCAUAAAUAGCUGAUGAAAAAUACAUUUACAUACAAUUGUUGGGCUAAAAUAUUCUAAAUGAAUACUACAUAUGUUUCUAAACUAAACUUUCCAAAAAAUGUAAAUGCAAAUGAAAAUACAGCUUCACCACUUUAGUCAAAAUGUUUCCGCCUAAAAACUUCAACUCUUUGACUUUAACUCAAGACUUCUGUUUGUCUGCGAUUGUCAUCGCUGCCACAAGUUGUGGAAAAUUGUAUUACAACUGAGUACCGCUGCUGCUCAUAAGGACCACAGCUGAAAAACAGCUAUUUUUGGCGGCCCCACGGUGAGCCUCUGGCAAGACACUGGUCUAGAUCGCGCCUCAAUACAACCUUUUUGGUUCAUAUCAUAUUUGUGUGCCGCAUGUCAGCAACAUGACAAAACGCCACAGGUUGGACCAAAUGAUGUCAUGAAUGUGGAGGGAAAUGAGUGUCUCCGCGGUGAAUGUAACAUCUAUUUAAAUAGGUUGGUCUGCAAUACAUUAGUACUUGUUAUUAAUUAUACAUGCAGUCUUAGUACUGUAUUUUCCAGACCAUAAAGUGCACCUACUAAAUUUUUGAAAUGAUUUUGUUUCCAUAUAUAAGCCGCGCCAGACUAUAAGCCACAUAUAUCGUUGUGAAAUGAGUUUACACAGAAAGAUUUUCUCCGUUUAUUUACUUACCUUAAUUGAAAAAAUGUUUUCCGGACUAUAGAGCGCAAUUCAAGCCGCCCGCACAAAUUUAAAAAAAUGUUUUACAUAUAUUAGCCGCACCGGGACCAUAAGCCACAGGUAUAUACCAGUACGAAAGAUUUUGUAAAUGUUUGUUUACAUACCUAAAUUGUUUCCAAACGGUGCCUGUUUCAUGACAAAAAAAAAUGGCGGCUCAAACAAAACAGAAGUCAUAUACUGAAACAGACAUUCGUAAACGUUUUAGCAUAUUAGCUCAUGUUAAUGACACUAGCUUGAUUACAUUACGAUAACACGUACAAAUAUGCAUGAAAACACAUGGGACGGUUUAGUAAGUAAGAAUAGUUUUUGUUAUAUUGUAAAACUUACAAACGUUGCUUGAAGUGAUGAUUGAAGAAUCCAUACGAGUAGAAACGUUAUGGGCGAAUAGAAGAUGGUACGGCAAUUAUACUUCCACUUGAACGCUCUAAGACAGGGGUCCACAAACUGAUCCGGCCCCCCAGCAUCCAAAAUCCGGCCCAUGGGAAGUCCCAAGUUAAAAAAAAGUGUUUUAAUUAUUUUAUUUUAUUUUUUAUUAAUUUUUUUUAAAUUGUAUCUUUCCUUUCUAAUCCAUUUUCUACCGCUUGUUACUCUCUGUGUCUCCUAGCCGCUGACAAUGUUAAAUGUUGAUGAACAUCAAUGUUAAUUGAUGUUAAAUGACAAAAGGGAUUAAUUAGCUGGAAUAU
Messenger RNA from Entelurus aequoreus (snake pipefish), 7749 nucleotides. It is a transcript of the gene rnf24, whose product is annotated as ring finger protein 24. The record is from RefSeq and is a predicted model, not a curated record. Gene Ontology annotation, cellular component: endomembrane system. The coding region runs from base 287 to 820 and encodes 177 amino acids. The transcript is spliced from 8 exons. Gene Ontology annotation, molecular function: ubiquitin protein ligase activity; zinc ion binding. Lineage: Eukaryota; Metazoa; Chordata; Actinopteri; Syngnathiformes; Syngnathidae.